AUGGAGUCCAUAUCGCGACUCAGAAGCGUGCUUCUGACAAGUCUCAGCUCUCGUGGACAUGGAGAACAAGAACUUUUUGAUGAACUCAUGAUGCACAAACAGAGGCUACUUGAACUGUUUGAGGUAGGACAGAGUAGCCAGCAGGAACAACAAGAGCUACGAAGUGGAAGGAUCACGAUCAAUGGCAGGUCAUUCGCUGUCAAUGCGGAUUUUGCUCAGCAGGCAAUAUUCCUUGCUCAGCAGCUCAAGUCCUCCGAAAAAUACAUCGCGAGCAUACUGCAUUCUGUCAUGAGCGAAAACCCAAAUAUAGGCCCAGUCGGUUGCGUAGAAGCUACAGUCGUUGAAUUCCAUCAAAGACGACGUCAUCUGGUCGAUUGUUUGCGCUACAUCUUUGAGGCUGCAGAGUUGGCUGAGUUGCCAGAUGCACCGCGACUUUACAAACGGCUGGAUGCUUUUGCUAGGCAGGAUCUCGUCCCACCUAUGAAAGGACCAGGUGGAGAAGUAUCGCUGGCAUUGCGAAUAUUCAAGGAGUUAGAGAACUUGGGAAACACAGUUGCACGGGCGCAACAAGCACAACAAUGUGCCGUGAGCAAUACUGUAACUCCUUCUGGUGGUUCACCUACUCUGGGCUAUGACAUUCUCAGUGCACGCUGUGACUCGCUCAAGUAUGAGAGACGAUACCUUGCUACUGUCUACUUCCAGAUUGCCCGUCUUGGAUGUCUCACGGUCUAUGACAUCCGCACUUCCCUCGAUUGGUUAUCCGUGAAUCCCAACGACGCCAUGACAUUCUAUGUCUUGACCGCUAUUCUGGCUGCCUUUGAUUUGAUGGACCCCUCGUCUAUCGGUGGCAGGAAUCGCCAACGCCUGGCUACGGACAACGCAAUGAUAACAUAUAUGAGGCAGAAGCUCUCCCGCAACACGGAGUGGAAAGAUACAGGUCUAAAAGCAACUGUAUUGCUAAAGUGGACUCUCCUCUUAACCGAAACUCGUCACCGCGACCCAUCUUUGGAGGCCAGGGAGGGUUUCAAGACAACAGAGCUGGAGACUCAGAUUUGGAAUGCGGUCCAGGGCGAUGCUUUCACAUAUCUCACCACAGCGCUUAUCCAGUUGUCAAGAAGCUCACCAGCAACGUCAUUCGCUGCCUUCAUUGAGCUUACGCCUGAGCAGGAGCAACUAAGAGAACCGCCUCACGAAGACUUUAAGUUGGCAGUUCUUAAUGCUUGCGAAGCGCUGGUGCGCUCGGUGAUCACAUACGCAUCCUCAGAGUUACGCAAAAUCAAACAACGUCAAGAGGAUAUCGUUCUCGCCAGUGCACGUCUAUUCCGGUCAGUGACACAUUCCGGGCAAGACUCAGACUCUCAAGCAAAUCCUCGCAACGACAUCGCCAUGCUAUACUCGUUCAUAGGUCUUCUAUACUCCAUACUUCCUCCCGAAAGAGCUCUGCAGUUCUGGGGGGCUACACCACUCACCGAAAAUCAUCGUCUCACCUACCUGGAGACUGCGGAGGCCAAUGCAGGCAGGCUUCCUUCUUUCCUUCAGUGGGCAGUAUGGUCCACACAGACUCGUGAUAUCAUCAUGACCACUGCGCUAUACGACAUGUUGUCUGGUUUAGCAAAAGGCCAACAAUGCAGUGAGCUCGCAUAUAAUUUUCUUGCUAGAGGUGGGGUAGAAGUCGUACCUGGAAGCAGCCUCGCUGCCAGCUCAUCUCACUACAGCGCUGGUUCAGCUGUGUCCUGGACGCUCAUAUUCGCUCUGCUAGAAUCCUGGGCAGUUCCUUCAACCAGCCCCAAGCCCCACCCACCUCCGCAACAGAACUUGGGGACAUCGUUCAGUGGCUUCAGGUCAUCUAAUUUCGCCGAGUUCCAAUCUACUUCCCAACAACGGCAGCAGCAAAAACAGGUUGUUAUAGGACCUAAUGAUGUUUUACUUGCCCAAUCAUUCCUCCGCCUUCUAUCUACGGUGGUUUCAUGCUCGGUUGCUGUCCGCCUCGCAGUUUCCGGAAACGCGCACUUCAGGGCUAUUCCAACGCUGGUCUCGCUGAUACCCCUUGGGAUACCCUUGGAGCUGAAGGGAGCGAUUUUUGACGCCUUAGCAGCUUUUUGUGAACCUGGAGCGGGAGUUCCUGGAGUGGAAAUAUGCAGAUCAGUAUGGACAUUGAUGGAGCGUCUAGAAGUAAUCAAUGUCCGGGCAAAUUCCUCCCGUAUUGGUGGAGUGUUGCAUCCCGUCAAGGGCGUCGAGGUGGAGUUGGACGAGGUUGAAGCUAUUCACAAGCUCUAUCCUGCUACGAUUCCGUUCCUCAAUCUCCUUACUACCCUCAUUCACACUCCCAAACGCCUUUCCUUGAAGGACCUCAUCACAGAUUCGGAGCCAUUGAACACCAUUCCUGAUGCCCUUGGUCAACCAUACCGUCUUCCUGGAAUUGGACCUUACAUAUCCUUCGUCAUCGACAACGUUUUCGCCAACAUCCCCCGGAGAGAGUACAGGCGGCCUUCGGAUAGAUGGCAGAUGAAUGACUUGUGCUUAUCCUUCGUCGAGCGAGUCCUCGCCAGCUACGAUCUGGAGUUAUUGCGAGAGGCCGUCGUUCCCCUCCUUCGUCUCCUGACAAACUCGCUGUUGCAAACCAGUAUCUUGACGUACAUCGUCGAUGGCGUAGAAGGCUUUGAGAAAGGUUUUGCAGACGAAGAACCACAUUUCAAGAAUACGAUUGUGCGCGUUUUGCGGAUCGUUCACCGCGUUCUGGAUAUCCAGGAUAUCUUCCUUGACGUUCUCGUGCCGCUCCUCACGGAGUUUGAUAGCUCACAGUUUGUGGGCGUUGCUCAUGCUCGGUCAUAUUAUACGCGUUUUGAUCAAGCGUUGUCGUAUGGCACACAGCAUAUUCCUGCCAUUGCUGCGUAUGUGGUGUACCCCGCAUACCCUGAGCUUGUCCUCCUCGCGGUCAAGAUUGUCACGCAGCUGUCGUCGUCGGUCAGCAACCUAACCACCCUCGUCGAGCGCAGCAAUGACUCGGAUCGUAUCCGCAGUGGCUUCAAGCAAUUACUCAGUGUCGAGUCAUUUAGCGAUGUGGAUGCUAGUGAAACGCAGGCUGAACAGGUGACCGGUGCUGGUGCCCCUGAUAGAGAAACGCAAGAACCACUCGAUCAAGCGAUACGGCUUGCCAUCCUUGAAUUACUCAUCCAGAACACGCGACCAAACCGACCAUAUCCCACCAUCGGUCAUUUCCUAUUGUUCGGUGGGCCAGAAAACGAGCAUCAAAUCCAAGAUCCACACGCUUUGGGUGUGCACAGAACGUGUGCCCACGUCAUCUUUGACCUUGUGAACGCUGGCGUACCCAGAGUGCACGGCAAAGGCAAAGAUCAUGAACGUCGACUUGCGCAUCAGGUUGAUCCAUUGUUCAUUUCUAUCCCUGCUUUGGCCGAGCGCUGCUACCAGGUCAUCCACCAGCUCUGUGUGCAUCCACGAACAUCAGAGUCCACCAUGAGGUACCUCCGCACGCGAGACGACUUCUUCGCCCGCCAUCUCGCAGCCAUACCUUCCAAAGCCCCGGAAACGCUCGAGGAAGCCUUUAUCACCAGCGUAUCAGCUUUACGGUCAUUCAUGGUAUCGCUUGAUCUUCACGUCCUGACUCGUAAAGGCCACCACAAGGGUGUUUUGGAGGUUUUACAAAUCAUAUUCGGUUCGGAGGCGACGGCUGGCGAGGAUGUGCUCGAAUGGGAUGUGGAUGCGUUGCAGCCAUUCCAGGAGAUGGGCCAGUCGCAUCUUCGGAUCAUCGAGUCCGUGCAGUCCCUCAGCUUUGAUUGGUCAGACAGUUUAACCGUUCAUCCUGUCGACCUCGAGCUUCUCGGUCAGUUGAACCUCCAGUCCUGCAUCCGUGUGGAUGGCACCGGGUGCGAAGUCGUCGAUAGAUCUGCGCUCUUAUCCCUGUUGACGCUUGCUCGGCGUUCCCUCCACGCCCAAGGCCGGAUCACCAAUAGCGCGCAGGCCGACAAAUUGAACGCUGAAACCUCGUAUGUCUUGGAGAGCUGUGCGAUCGAAAACCAUCGCCGUGAGGUCGCUUUUGCUGUUGCUACCGGAUAUGAUGCGUGGUGGAGGCUAUUGGACAUCACCCUUACCAAGUGCUUCCAGCGUCUGCCGCACGACAGGCGCGAAAACAUGCUCUUUGACUUAUUGCACGUUUUACCCACUGCAAUUCGUUCCUCUGACAUCCAGGAACCUACCGCAGUUCUGCUCUCGGAAGCACUGCGCGAAGAUCGACGUCAUCAAGUUAUGCUACAAUCUGCCGGCGGGGACACUGACGCAGGAUCUUUGCCUGCAGAGAGACUGUUUGCGCUUCUCCGCAGCAUCCUUGACUGCAUUCUGGAUAACAACCGUUCCGAGUUGGUCCGUGGCAACCUAUACGCUUCUUUGAUCAAUUACUUCCACCUUAUUGGAGGGAGUGACCAGAGGCCUUCGGGAGAAGCGUCAUUGGAGACGUUCGGGAAGCACUCGAUGUCAAUGUCAAUGUCAAUGUCCCUCUCCGUUCUCUCCUCGCGCGAUGAUUUAUCCCUAAAUGAUUCUCGAUCCAUGCGCGGAUCGCCAAGGCCUGCGACAAAUGCAUCUGCGCUAGAGCUUGGUACGCUGGGUGCGUUAAAAAGCGUGCUCGAGAGACUGGUCACGAUCAUAUCCCGGGACGCAAUUGAUGGCACUGAAGUGUGGAAGACUGUCGCUUUCAUGCUGUUGGACUCCCUCGCUCAGCUGUGCCGCUCGGAUAAGUCCCGCAUGUUUCUUACAUCUUUGGUUCGCUAUGGGAUUUUGUCGAACUUUGUUCAAGGGCUGAAGGAGGCGGAGCCGCAAAUACAGUACAUGCUCAAACCAGAUCCAGACGAUCUAAAUCCUCUAUAUGUUUACGAGUCAAAGAUGUCCUUCUUGAUACGGAUGGCACAAACGAGGCUGGGUGCGGAACGGUUACUUGAAGCUCGAAUUUUCCCGGUCCUGAGUCAAUGCGAGUUCUUGGAUACGAGACCAGAAGCUGAUCAGUCGUUUAUGGACCAAGACUCUUUCUUGCCUUCGGCGAUUCAGCGAUACCACCAGCUAUUCAUGCCUGCACUUCAGCUCGUUGCUGCGAUGUUGACGACGUUAGGAGCUCAGCAUGCCACUGCGAGCAGCCAGGCACUUGACUUCUUAUCAAGCCAUCGAGAAACUAUCAUCAUUCUUCUCAAAAAUGAUUCUGAAGAGAUUGGCUUGUCGAUCGUCCAGGAAAUCCAUCUCAUAGUGUCGCUUAGCAGAAGCGUCCUGACGCUCGUCCCAAAACUCGAGCUGAUGUCAACGAAUUCUGGGUUUGGUGGUAUUCACGGUGCUGUGUUAGGCCUUGCAGCGCGGUGCCUGGGAAACAGAAGCUGGAGUCAAGCGGUCAAACCUCGGACGGAUGCUGAGGUUUUACGAGCUAGCCUUUUUGCGUCCGGGCAUGGAUCGACUACUCAAUUUGAUCUGAGUUUGAGGCGCCAAGAACGGUUACUACUCAAGGCUAUCGUGGAGUACCUGGGAACUGCUAGUGAAUUCACUGAGCCUGAGAUUACACUGGUGCUUUCUCCUGUGGUCACGGUUCCCCGACAUGAUGAACGGUCGUCUCGUUUCGUAGCCACGAUACCGACGGUCGGCGAUGCUAUCGAGGCGCUGAAUGGACUUUGCGACGAUCUUUCAGAGACAUUGAAACAGAUAGCUGACUUAUCUGCUGAACUGUCCUCACGAGACCAUAUUCGAGUGGACAAUAUCCAAGAGAUCGUUAGCGUGUCUGAUCCAGCAUUCCUUCAAGACUUAGACAUCGCGCAGAAGAGGUCAUUGAUAUUCAGAGAGUACGAGAGGUUCAGGAACGAGGCUCAAGAUGAAGUUAAAAACAUGCUCGGUACUACUGAAAUGGUAUUACUAUUGCUGUGGCGCCAUCUCGUGAGCUAUGUGGAGCGCGACUUGUCGAGCAGCGAAAUCUCCGCGCCAAUUAUAAAUAUGAAGAGCACCCUGAGGCUUCUUCCGCCUCCGGACUCUGAUUCGUUCAAGGCGAACGCUGGUAAACGAUUGAUUGGUGCUCUCGCGAGGUUAUCAACAUUGGAUCUGACGGUAGAUACGCUGGGGAGUGAGUGGCAAUCAUACCAAGGAUAUAUUGAGAUUAUGUCACGGAGGUUGAGGGAUACGGUUGGGUUGCAUGAAGCUCUCGAAUAG
Suillus bovinus is the source of this 6189-nucleotide messenger RNA. Its product is annotated as nucleoporin Nup186/Nup192/Nup205. Lineage: Eukaryota; Fungi; Basidiomycota; Agaricomycetes; Boletales; Suillaceae. The transcript is spliced from 17 exons. Gene Ontology annotation, cellular component: nuclear pore inner ring; nuclear pore. Bases 1 to 6189 code for a protein of 2062 amino acids. Gene Ontology annotation, molecular function: structural constituent of nuclear pore. The record is from RefSeq and is a predicted model, not a curated record. Gene Ontology annotation, biological process: nuclear pore organization.